AUGGUUGAUAAAAAAAAGAAUAGAUCAGAAGGUGAUUCUGUACUAUCCGUCUUUACAAGUAUUUUAAAUGUGUUUAACAAUCUACGUUAUUUAAAUUGUCAUCCAUUCGUGGAAUUAGAUUUGCCACGAUUAUCAUUUGAUGAGAAAACUCCGACAUUUUUCUCUUCAACUAUAGUGGAGUUGCAUAUCACUGUCGAAGACUUCAACGAUUGUCUUUAUUUACUGAAUGGUCGUUUAAGUCAACUUCGUACAUUUUAUGUUAAAAUCUACUUUUUUUUUUUGCCAUCAGAAGUGAUUAAAGAGAAGAAGUCAUUGCCUAAUAUGAAAUGUUUUUCGUUGAUGUGUAAAUCAGAAAUACUUUGUUAUAAUAAAUCAAUCGUAUCACUUCUUCAACGAAUGACGAAUCUAGAAGAACUUGCUUUGUAUAUUUUUGUUGGUCAACGAACAUGUCUAGAUGGAAAUUGUUUGAAAAAUGAUAUUAUUAAUCAUUUACCUCGAUUAAACAAAUUUACCUUCAAUAUUCGUUCAUUUAUUUAUGAUCUUGAUCAAGCUGAUUUAUUAUCAAAUGAAUAUAUACAAGAUACAUUCAAGGGUCUUGGUGAUAUUCAAGUUAUUUCUUGCGUUGAUUAUUUUCCAAAACAGAGAACUGGUCAAUGUCAUUUUUAUUCAUAUCCAUAUACAUUGACAUAUUACAACAAUAUAACAAAUAAUUUUACUGAUGGAUUAUUUAAAUUUGUUCGUGAAGUAUCACUAUUUGAUGAACAUCCUUUCGAACAUGAAUUUUUUAUUAGAAUUGCUCGUGCAUUUCCACUUCUUGAAAAUUUAUCUAUGAUUAAUCAAACACAACAAAAACAAAAAUUAAAUAAUAAUAACGAACAUUUAUCAAUCAUUGAAUAUCUUCAUCUCAAUCAAUUACGUUUCAUCGAUACCCAUGAUGAUUACGUCGAGCAAUUUCUAGUUAAUACAAAUACAUGUUUACCGAAGAAUAUUAGACUUUUCAUCCAUUAUGACUCUUUGAAAAGAGUGACAAAUAAUUUUACAAGAGUUGCAACACGAGUAAAUUGUUGCAAAAUUAAUUGUUUGCGUAUCUACAAUCAAUUUCAAAUAUCAAAACGUUUAACCAACUAUUUUCCUAAUGCAAAAAUAUUGAUUUAA
This is a messenger RNA of Rotaria sp. Silwood2, 1155 nucleotides long. The record is from the annotation of a GenBank genome assembly. NCBI's taxonomy places the organism in Eukaryota, Metazoa, Rotifera, Eurotatoria, Philodinida, Philodinidae.